Molecule: messenger RNA, 1614 nt
Organism: Anopheles marshallii
Lineage: Eukaryota; Metazoa; Arthropoda; Insecta; Diptera; Culicidae
Product: cystathionine beta-synthase-like protein
Exons: 6
Coding region: 1-1614 (537 amino acids)
Cellular component (GO): cytoplasm
Molecular function (GO): cystathionine beta-synthase activity; cysteine synthase activity
Source: RefSeq, a predicted model, not a curated record
AUGGCAAGCCAUCGCAGCUGUCCCAUGAAUGGGCAUCUGGCAGUGAACGCCAAGCAACAGACCAUCGCUGAGGAGGACCCGAUGGCGCACUUUAUCCGUCCCGAUCAACCAUCGAGGUGUACCUGGUCUCUGGGAACGACGGAAACUAGCCCGCAUCAUCAUGAACCACUCGCUCCGAAACCGUCUGUGCUGCCUUCGAUUCUGGAAGCAGUUGGAGGAACGCCGAUGGUGAAGCUCAACAAAAUUCCCCAGUCGCUGGGUUUGAAAUGCAAUGUUUACGUCAAAUGUGAGUUCCUCAAUCCGGGUGGCUCGGUGAAGGAUCGCAUUGGAGUACGGAUGGUGUUGGAGGCAGAGCGUAAGGGUUUGCUGAAGCCUGGCUGUACCAUCAUUGAGCCGACGUCCGGCAACACUGGGAUCGGUUUGGCGAUGGCUGCAGCCGCCCGCGGGUACCGCUGUUUGAUCGUCAUGCCGGAGAAGAUGUCCAACGAAAAGGUGGACACGUUGAAGGCGCUCGGUGCGGAGGUGAUACGCACACCGACCGAGGCAGCGUUCGACUCGCCGGAAGGUCUUAUCGCUGUGUCGCAGCGUCUGCAACGUUCCAUCCCGGACUCGGUUAUACUUGACCAGUACCGCAAUGCCGGCAAUCCGCUGGCACAUUAUGACGGUACGGGUGCAGAGAUUGUGGAGCAGCUGGCAGGGCGCGUGGACAUGGUUGUCAUCGGUACGGGCACCGGUGGUACCAUGACCGGCAUCGGCCGUAAGAUAAAGGAGUCUUGUCCAAACUGUCAGGUAAUUGCGGCCGAUCCGGAGGGUUCCAUAUUGGCCGAACCGGAAGAACUUAACCAGACGAAUGUGAGCUUCUACGAGGUGGAGGGUGUCGGGUACGAUUUCCUGCCGACCGUACUCGAUCGCACUGUCGUCGACCGGUGGUACAAGUUUAACGACCGUGUAGCACUUCCACUCGCGAGACGCCUAAUCCGGGACGAGGGUUUGCUGUGUGGUGGUAGCAGCGGUGGCAACCUGCACGUGGCAUUCGAGGCGGCCAAGGAGCUGAAGGAGGGCCAGAACUGUGUGGUGAUCCUGCCGGACAAUAUUCGCAACUAUCUGACCAAGUUCGUAUCAGACAACUGGAUGGAGGCGCGUUACUUCAAGGAGUCGGACAACUGCCAUAAUCAGAAGUGGUGGAAUGAUAAAGUACAAACGUUGCCGAUGGAGACGCUCCUAACGGUGCGUGAUGAUGCGCCUAUCAGUGACGCAAUUGCAACGAUGAAGCAGAACAAUCGUACCCAUCUGCCUGUUGUUGACGCCACCGGCGCCAUCAAGGGUGUGGUGCAUCUGCCAAACCUUUUGAGCAAACUGCUCAAUCGCUUGGUCAAACCGUCCGAUCUUGUCCGUCGGGCCAUCUUCAAACAGUACGUUAAGAUCGACCACGAAGAGAACGUAGGCCGUGCCUCGCGGAUUUUGGAAAAGGAUAGCUUUUUGCUAGUGACGCGCCAAGAGGCGGGUGCUGAACCUACAGAACGUCUCGUAGGGGUCCUAACACAGCGUGCACUAUUUGAUUUUGUUGCCGAACAGGCUGCAACUGUCGCUAAUGGAAAUGGAAAUGCAAAGUAG